CGCACAGCCUCAGUUGACGUCGUUGCGUGUUGGCUGCCAGCGUAAAAGACACAACCUUCACGUCCGUUGCGAAGAAAGUCAAUAAAAAACGAAAUUAACAUAACUUGUGUCCAAAUUAAAUAUGUGAAAAACGCAAAACGGAGUGAAUCAAAAUUACACUCAGCUAAUGCUGAAAGCCAUGUGAAUUGUCGCUUGAAGGUGACGAAUGGAAGUAUUGAUGAAUGUCAAGUGAAGAAAAUCCAAUCAAUACAAAUUCAGUGUCAAGCUUGUUAAAAGCCAACAAGGCCUGUGUCGCCCACAACACACGGCUAAAAGGAAAAACGGAGACGGCAACGACAAAACGGCAAACGGCAAAACGGGCAGAAAAGCGAAAGAAAAAAUAAAACGGCCAAAAUAGACGCAUUCUGUGUGUGCGUGAGUGUGUUAGUGUGUGUGUGUUGUGGCAUGCUCGAGUUUAAAUUUGCAUUAGGUGUUGGUUUUGGUUUUGGCCCACUUUAGCUGCCAAAUCGAUUUCUACUUAAAUAUUAUGAAACACCUGCGCGACAACCACUGUGACCUCUGAAGCUGCCCUCAGGACAGUGUUAACGUUAACGGCAUUUUGCACUACCAGUGUUAAUCAAUAGAACCAGCUGCAGCCGAGCAUAAGUGACAAUGACGUUAUAAUCAGGCAUUCGCUAUGAGGUUGAGACGCUGCAGAACUUAGCGCAUCUAUGCCGAAUCGGCCCUAAAACCAUUCACAAUUUCAAGCCAUAUCGUAUUGGAGUACCAGAGAGAAGAGGUAGAAGAGGAGGAGCGAAGCUUUAAAGCAAAAUGUGGACUAGAGAAAACGCAGCCAGCAAGUGGCUGCUGGCCUUGGCAGUUAUUUUGGCAUUGGCAAAAUUCGGUACGGCUGAUAAUUGUUUUCCAACCAUCUUUGGAUUUCUAACAUUCGUAUGGAUUCCAUCUGCCUCAGCCGAAUGUCAAACGCGUUCGAUUUACUGUUACGAGUGUGAUUCCUGGACGGAUGCACGCUGCAAGGAUCCCUUCAACUACACCGCCCUGCCCCGCGAUCAGCCGCCUUUGAUGACCUGCAACGGCUGCUGUGUGAAAAUGGUGCGGCAUCAGAGAUCACCGUACGAGGUGGUGCGACGCAUGUGUACGUCACAGUUACAAAUCAAUUUAUUCAUGGUCGAUCACGUGUGCAUGAUGGAAAGUUCAGGCAAUGGACAUAUGUGCUUUUGUGAGGAAGAUAUGUGCAAUUCUAGUCAAAGUUUCAAGUCAUUCGCAAGCCACGGUUACCAGCAUUACCUCAUGAUCAUCACAGUGCCAUGGCUAAUACAUCGACUCGUAGUACAGUUUGUGCACAGUUAGACAGAAUACAGAACAUGACAAAAGAAAACCAACAAAAAAAAAAGAAAAAGAAAAGACUACUUAAUCCGACAGAACACAACAAGAGACAAAUUCAUGAACAGAACAAAUGUUGAAACAGAAAGAAUGAAAGAAAGAAGCGUUGAAAAGAACAUAGAGUUACCACACACCUUACACACACAUAUAUGACAUCACACACACUCUUACACCUACACACACACAUCUAUCUAUAGAUCAUAACAUCUACUCGUAACUUUCAACUUGAUUUGUAGCCAACUUCUGAUUAUUUAAGUUUCGUUCUGCAAGCACAGUUCUCUAAUCGAAUCUUCAACGAGUAGAUCCGCACAUAUUGAAAAUGAUAUAUAUAUCUACAUAUAUUCAGUAUAAAAUAAUAACAAUAAUGAGACGAUGACGAUGCAUACGAAACUUCUACAGAAUGAAGAAACUGCAUAAAACACAGAGUCUUCUUGCUCUUCUUCCUGCUACUCUGUUUAGUUAAACAACAAAAAAUACAAUAUAUAAUACUAUAUAUAUAUAGUAUAUAAUGAAAUAUCCAAAGAUUUGAGAAGUACUCGUAUGCGCGCUUGUUGCACUUGCCACAUAGAACAUAACUCGUAAUACUUGGAAUGUUUGCUACACACACACACACACGUAACGUUGAGAUCGAAUACGAUUUGGAAAUUUGCAAUUUGAAAUUUUGACAUUUGACAUUUUGAAAUUGAAUUGAAUUGAAUUUGAAAUGCAUGUUGUUAAUGCUAUAGCAUGUAGCGCUUAAGUAGGUACUCGUAUCUUGUAGUUACAUUUCAUUAACUUUUGUUACUUACAUUUAUAGAAAGCCCAACAAAAACCAAUAUGAAAAUCAGUUAUACAUUAUUAUCAACAAAAAAUAACCGAAAUAAUGAACCUACUCUAUAAGUAAGCUUCUAGGAUAUUUACUUUAACUAAGCAAAUGUAUAAAUUUGUUUUGUAUAUAUGUUAUACAUACUAUAUAUUUACUUAUAUAUACUGUAUCUGUAGUAUAUCUGUGUGUCCACCCACAUCGGGAAUCGAUUCGAAAGCGGAAAACGAAUGGAAAGGAAUCUAAGUAUUGUGCAAUGUCAAUUGCCGCAUUAACUCAAAUGAAAUUUGCUCAUCCAAGUUUAUUCCAAAGUCACAGAACUUCACAGAAUACGAACAAUUAAAACAAAACUCUAAACACACAAAUAACUAAAAACAGACACAUCAAAUGUUACUCCAACUCGUACUUCUUAAUACUCCUUAUAAUUACUUAUUAUUAUUAUUAUUAUUAUUAUCGAUACUUAUCUCUAGUCUCUAGUUUAAGCUAAGCUCUUUGUCCAAUCAUAUCAUCAACGAGUACUUCAAACUCCAGGAGUUACCAAGCUACGAGUUAAACACAUCAAAUUUUAAUAAUAAUUUCCAUGUCCAACUAGUGUAUAAAGUAUGCUUUCGGUUCAUCCAAAUUCACAAUCCCUUGAUUUUGCCCCACAACAAGUGAUAAUUAGCCAGUAAGCAGUCCAUAACAAAGAAAACUACCCCAUUUGCAUAGGCUCUCGGAGACCCUUUUUUGCGUCCGAUUAAAGCACUAUCGAUAACAUUCAAUUGUCACGAGUAGCGCUGUGUACCGGGUAUCUUGAGGUCGGGCAGCUCGAUCAUAAUGAUGGUCCUCAUGUUUGUUAUUCAUGCUAGUGAUAGUCUUAAAAAUCAAUUCAUCAAUUUGUACUUAAACAUACGAUUAUAAUGUAGCUUUUGAUUUGAUUUUUAAUCAUUCGAUUAUUCGAUUACUCUUAAAUUGUAUUUUAGGCAUAUUAUAUACAAUUUUGAUUUAUGUAAUUGAACAAAAAAAAAAAAAACAAAUUGGCUAAUUGGCAGAAAUAAACAUUUUUUACUACAAUACUACUAAAUACAUUGUAAUACUAUCUCAUCUCGACAUUUGUAUUUGUACUUGCUUUGUAUACUUUGUAUUUUCUCAACUUUCACUCACUUUUCUCCUCUCUCUCUCUCUGUUUCGCUCUCCACUUGCACUAUCCAUCUGUAAUAUAGUUCUAAUUAUCAACUUAGUAUCGGCUUUUAGUUACUAACUAUUUGCUCAACUAAUUAAUUACUCUUGUAUAAAUAACAACAACAAUAACAACAACAAUAUAACAAUCAGCAACCCUAGGACAUGCUUAAUAUAUAAAAUACUUGUAUCAAAACUCAUCUCCGUCCAAGCGUGACGCAUGUUCUCUCGUAUCUCAAUAGUCCCCGAUAACCGAUAACCGAUAGCCGAUAUCGAUCAUCGAUAAAUGAUCGUUCGCCCAGUCGUGCUCUUUCAUCAUCUAUCGAAAGGUAAGUUCAACGGGCCUUUCUCCUCUGCACCAUAUUCUUCUCAUUUCGAUUUCGAUUUCGAUUUCGAUUACGAUUACGAUUUCGUUGCCCCUGGCUCAAGCGAUGAUACCUGGCCUACAUAUAAACAUAAAUAAAUAUACAAUACUUGUAGUUGUUACUAAGUACAUGCACUACUCCAUUACACCCCAGAGAUUUGUAUAACUCUUUACACUUGGCAACCCUAUUAUUCCCCCAUAUAUAUUCGUUUCGUUUCUAGUAUUGUUCGGUUUCCGUUUUCGUUUGAGUUGAGUUUGUGUUACUUUCUGGUAUGUUGGUUUAUUUGACUCUAUCAUAUAUAUACUAACAUUAACAUAUAUAUCAAUAUAUAUACUAUAUAAAUAACCAAUUUCGGUUUGUGAAUGUGGACAAUAUUCUUAUAACCAGUAUUUGAUUGAAAGUUAAUGCGUUUUCCAGUUUCUAUCAAAAAACAAAACAAAACAAAAUACCAAAUUUAAUGCAAUCACCACACACAGAUUUGUAGUGCAAAAAAAAAACAAUAAAAAAAUGAAAAAUAUCAUUUUAGUUUAGUACUUUUUGUAGUUAAAAAAAAAAAAACAAAACCAUCUCUCUCUCUAUCUCUGAUCUAUUUCUCUUUCUAUCUCUUUCUCUACAACUCUUUAUCUAUUUAUCUUUAUCUGUAUACAUAUUUCUAUCUCUCUCUAUUAAUAUUUACUUUACAAAUUCUUUUUCUUUUCUAAUAUAUUUUCCACAAACAAAUAUAAAACAUAGAACUAGACACUUCUUCUUCCGUAGUAACCACACAACAAAACAAGCCACACUUUCCAUAAUUGGGAUAUGCACUCGUGACUCUGAGAUUGGGAUAUCACAUCAAAACAAGGGAUGUACAUACAUACAAUAUAGUUUCUUGAGUCAGCAUGAAAGGACCAUUCUAUAGACCACAAAAUGUAUAUAUAUUCAUGGGCUUGUCAGACAGUUUGAUCCGCUUCUUUAGUUUCAAGUGCAUAUCCAACCACUCAAAAAAACGAAAAAUAAAACAAAACAAAUACAAAAA
Drosophila nasuta is the source of this 4723-nucleotide messenger RNA. It is a transcript of the gene qvr, whose product is annotated as glycosylphosphatidylinositol-anchored protein quiver. The transcript is spliced from 7 exons. Gene Ontology annotation, biological process: regulation of synaptic transmission, cholinergic; sleep; positive regulation of voltage-gated potassium channel activity. The coding region runs from base 811 to 1350 and encodes 179 amino acids. The record is from RefSeq and is a predicted model, not a curated record. NCBI's taxonomy places the organism in Eukaryota, Metazoa, Arthropoda, Insecta, Diptera, Drosophilidae.